Molecule: messenger RNA, 2132 nt
Organism: Monopterus albus (swamp eel)
Lineage: Eukaryota; Metazoa; Chordata; Actinopteri; Synbranchiformes; Synbranchidae
Gene: hacd1
Product: 3-hydroxyacyl-CoA dehydratase 1
Exons: 7
Coding region: 88-822 (244 amino acids)
Biological process (GO): sphingolipid biosynthetic process; fatty acid elongation; very long-chain fatty acid biosynthetic process
Cellular component (GO): endoplasmic reticulum membrane
Molecular function (GO): 3-hydroxyacyl-CoA dehydratase activity
Source: RefSeq, a predicted model, not a curated record
AGGUGAAUGGAUGACCCUGUUCCCCCCCCCCCUGCCGGCCCAUGCUGUCAACCCCCUACCUGACUUCCCCACCCUGCCCCCGGUACCAUGGCGUCCAGCGAGGAGGACGGUACGGUGGAGGGGAAGGAAAACAACAACAUCAAGAAGAAGAAAAUGAAAAGCACCCUCGCCACCGCAUGGCUCACUUUCUACAACAUCGCCAUGACCGCCGGGUGGUUGGUUUUGGCCUUGGCAAUGAUACGCUUCUACAUCCAUAAAGGCACACACAGGGGUCUGUACAGAAGUAUAGCAAGGACACUCAAGUUCUUCCAGACCUUUGCAUUAGUGGAGGUGGGACACUGUGCCAUCGGACUUGUGAAGACUUCUGUGAUUGUAACUGGGGUUCAAGUGUGUUCACGGAUUUUCAUGGUUUGGUUCAUCACCAACAGCAUCAGACAGAUCCAGAAUGAAGAAAGUGUAAUCCUAUUCCUGGUUGUGUGGACGGUGACAGAGAUUACCAGAUAUUCCUACUACACUUUCAACCUGCUCAACCUCCUGCCAUACUUCAUCAAAUGGGCCAGAUACAACCUCUUCAUCGUCUUGUAUCCCCUGGGAGUCGUUGGAGAGCUGUUCACCAUUUAUGCUGCUCUGCCGUUCGUACGCAGAUCUGGAAUGUACUCCAUGAGGCUUCCCAACAAGUAUAAUGUGUCAUUUGACUACUACUACUGCCUCAUCAUCGUCAUGCUGUCCUAUAUCCCAUUGUUUCCUCAGCUUUUUUUCCACAUGCUGCGGCAGAGGAGAAGGGUGCUUCAUGGGGAGGUCAUAGUGGAGAAAGACGACUAGACAAGCACCACCUCAUUCAUGCCUUUGUUGAAAGCCAGCCACCUUCACAUCACCCUCACCUCCCCCCCACCAAUUCAUCUCCAUCUAUUGGCCCGUAAAUUCUUCAUUGCACGGGACCGGAAGAGCUGCACAGUUGACCAGUCUGAUGAGAUAACCAUCAGUACUGAGAAAUAAGAGCUGAUUCUAGGUAUUUCUUUACAGCAUUGAUUCCUAUCUGAAUGGUAGCAUUGGAAACAUGUUUACAGACCCAGUGUUGCUGGAGCUUGAGACAAAGCCUGGCUUUCUGCAGUGUCUCAGCACUGAGAGGUCCUGAGUCCUUUUUUGUUUUGUUUUUUUAAACACCCUCCGGCCUUACUUCCUGUUGUUGUACUGAAGCAUUGUAGCCUGAAACAUGCACUGAUCAUUAAAAAUGAGAGGCUUCCAGGGAAUUGUGAAAUGAAACAUGGGAGGAAGAUUUUAAUUUUUGUCUUCUGAGCUGUCCCGACGUCAUCGCCCACACAGUGAAUAUCAGCACAGAUUUUAUAUAAAAAUAGUCUCGCUGUACUAGGAAGAAUCUCUCAAAGGAUAAGAUUCAUAGUUCUAUCAUACCUCAACAAUAAAUCCACAUUUAGACAAUAUGCUGCUUCUUUUGCAUAUGUUUGUUUUACCUUGUGUGUAAAUGAUGCAAUGUGAAAAAAGCAGUUAAUAAUAAGCAUAUUUCUUAAAGAUAAUGUAUUCACAUACUGUAUCAUUUAGAGCAAGCACAGUUUAACAUUUUGUCAGCUCCUGCAUUAAUUUGUUGCUUCCAUCUUUACUCUGUCAAAUUAAUUUACAAGAAUGCAUCUUAAACUGAGUCUUCAGAGAGUAAUAGCAUUUUCACUAGGGCACUGUAGGUGAGACUACAGUUAAAAAAUUACGUGAGCACUCAGUCUUCAGUCGCUGUUUUUUUUAACAGACAUAAUCUGAUGUCCUUGUUGACAGAGAGGUAGUUCGAUUCCCGCCUGCUGAAGGUGCUAUUGUUAAGGUCAUUUCAAUCUUCUGUGCAGCUGAAGCAGUGACUGUGACUGGGGUUGAUCUAAUGCAGGAAAACAGGAUGUGAAAUGACUGACAGGAAAUGUCAGUCAUUUAACGGAAUAGCCCAUGAUUAUCUAAGAAAAUCAAUAGUAUUUCAUGGAAUCUGGGAUUGAGAGGCGAAAUGGGAUAAAAGUCAAUGUAAAGAUAUUGGAAAGGUUAUUUUUCAAGGGAAAAAAAUUAUAGAAAUGUGAACAUUGUGCAAAUCAUUGGAUCAGCAAAUAGAUGUUUAUUUGAAUUUGAAUGUAAAUGUAGAAAUA